AUGAGAGAAGUUAUUAGCAUACAUGUAGGUCAGGCAGGUAUUCAAAUAGGAAAUGCUUGCUGGGAAUUAUUUUGUUUAGAACAUGGAAUUCAACCAGAUGGUCAGAUGCCAAGUGAUCAGGUAGUAGCAGGAGGAGAUGAUGCAUUCAACACAUUUUUUUCAGAAACAGGAGCAGGAAAACAUGUCCCACGUUGUGUAUUUGUUGAUUUGGAACCCACUGUUGUUGAUGAAGUAAGAACUGGAACUUAUCGUCAAUUAUUUCAUCCUGAACAAUUAAUAUCAGGAAAGGAAGAUGCAGCAAAUAAUUUUGCUAGAGGACAUUAUACUAUAGGCAAAGAAAUUGUUGAUAUAUGUUUAGAUAGAGUCAGAAAAUUAGCUGAUAAUUGUACAGGAUUACAAGGAUUUUUAAUGUUUAAUGCAGUAGGAGGAGGAACAGGAAGUGGUCUUGGAUGUUUAUUAUUAGAAAGACUAGCAAUUGAUUAUGGAAAAAAAUCCAAAUUAAAUUUUUGUUCUUGGCCAUCUCCUCAAGUAUCCACUGCUGUAGUUGAACCAUAUAACUCAGUUUUAUCAACACAUUCUUUAUUGGAACAUACUGAUGUUGCUAUUAUGCUUGAUAAUGAAGCUAUUUAUGAUAUAUGUAAAAAAAAUUUAGAUAUAGAAAGACCAACUUAUACUAAUUUAAAUAGGCUUAUAGCCCAAGUUAUUUCAUCUUUAACUGCAUCAUUAAGAUUUGAUGGUGCAUUAAAUGUUGAUGUAACAGAAUUUCAAACUAAUUUAGUACCUUAUCCUCGAAUUCAUUUUAUGCUUUCAUCUUAUGCUCCUAUUAUAAGUGCAGAAAAAGCAUAUCACGAACAAUUAUCAGUAUCAGAAAUAACUAAUUCAGCAUUCGAACCUGCUUCUAUGAUGGCUAAAUGUGAUCCUAGACAUGGUAAAUAUAUGGCUUGUUGUUUAAUGUACAGAGGAGAUGUCGUACCAAAAGAUGUAAAUGCAGCUGUUGCUACUAUAAAAACAAAGAGAUCAAUUCAAUUUGUUGAUUGGUGUCCUACUGGAUUUAAAUGUGGUAUUAAUUAUCAACCACCUACUGUUGUUCCAGGAGGUGAUUUAGCAAAAGUUAUGAGAGCAGUUUGUAUGAUUAGUAAUUCUACCGCUAUUGCUGAAGUGUUUUCAAGAAUGGAUCAAAAAUUUGAUUUAAUGUAUGCAAAAAGAGCUUUUGUUCAUUGGUAUGUGGGAGAAGGAAUGGAGGAAGGGGAGUUUAGUGAAGCAAGAGAAGAUUUAGCUGCCUUAGAAAAAGACUAUGAAGAAGUUGGUAUUGAAUCAAAUGAGGGUGAAGGAGAAGAUGAAGGAUAUGAAUAA
Plasmodium gallinaceum is the source of this 1353-nucleotide messenger RNA. Its product is annotated as alpha tubulin 2, putative. Bases 1 to 1353 code for a protein of 450 amino acids. Gene Ontology annotation, cellular component: cytoplasm; microtubule. The record is from RefSeq and is a predicted model, not a curated record. NCBI's taxonomy places the organism in Eukaryota, Apicomplexa, Aconoidasida, Haemosporida, Plasmodiidae. Gene Ontology annotation, molecular function: structural constituent of cytoskeleton; GTP binding. The transcript has 3 exons. Gene Ontology annotation, biological process: microtubule cytoskeleton organization; mitotic cell cycle.